Leucoraja erinaceus (little skate) is the source of this 3122-nucleotide messenger RNA. RefSeq names its product ciliogenesis and planar polarity effector 2 (gene cplane2). Lineage: Eukaryota; Metazoa; Chordata; Chondrichthyes; Rajiformes; Rajidae. The transcript has 7 exons. Gene Ontology annotation, molecular function: GTP binding; GTPase activity. Bases 171 to 938 code for a protein of 255 amino acids. The record is from RefSeq and is a predicted model, not a curated record.
GGCGGUGCGCGGUUGGCGGGAGCCCGGAGGGAGACGCGGGGCGGCGGCGGCGCUGUUGCUGGGCCCGGCCUGUGGCCCGGUCAACGGAGAAACACGGACUGGUGCUGUGGAGCAGUGGGGUAGUACUGUAGGGAUGGUAGUCUGAGGAUCUUAAACUACAUGGUCAAGCAAUGGCAGUCGUUGUAAAAUCUGGAUCUCUGGUAACGGUGAAUUGGCUUAACUCAGUGGAAGCCCGAGAAUAUUUGGCCAGCAUCGUCCGCAAAAACAAAAGGAAAAUAUUUGGCUUACUCGAGCGACCAGUGCUCUCCCCACAGGCUGCUCCUGAUAUUGCCAGUUACAAGAUCUUUCUGUCAGGGAAGGGCGGUGUAGGAAAAACAGCAGCAGUUGCCAAAUUUGCCGGUGUUGAAGUCCCCAGCCUUCAUCACGAGACCACAGGAAUUCAGACAAGGACGGUCUAUUGGCCCGGAAAGCUGGUGGAGAGCGGCAGAGUGAUCAUGUUCCGCUUUCAGUUCUGGGACUGCGGUGAAGCCUCCCUGAAGAAGUUUGACCACAUUCUUGCUGCCUGCAAGGACAAAGCAGACGCAGUCUUGUUUCUCUUCUCUUUCACUGAUCGAUCAUCGUUCACUGAUUUGCCUGGUCAAAUGUCACGCAUCCUGCAUGAUACUGAGAAGAUGGUUAAAAUCAUUAUCGGCACAAAGUUUGACCAGUACAUGCACACCGAUGUCACAGAAAGGGAGGUCCGCUCUUUCCAGCAGACAUGGCACCUGCCUGUCUUCAAAAUGAAGAGUGUCAAUGGUCCACGCAUGUCAGAUGGAAGAACUCUUGAUGGCAAAGCAGGGCUUCUGGAGGUGGAGCACAUACUGAAUGGAAUGGCUGAACAUCUCUGGUACCAGGAUCAAGUGACUGCGGGACUUGUCCCUGCUCCGCACCUCCACUGAGAGCCUUUCAGCCCUCCCGGAGCUGCUUGCAACCUCUUUCCUGAUGAUAUUCUUCUUGAUCUUCAGGUACUCGCUGCACUAAAUAUGUUUAGUUGAUACCACAGUGGUUCCAACUGAAACGUAUGUGAUAGUUUCCCCCAUUCUAUCAACCAUUCGCAUUUUGGAUGGUAUCUGGGGAGGAACCAAAUUCACCUUAAGACAACAACGUGACAUAAAAUUAGGCACUAAACGCUGGAAUAACUCAGCAGGACAGGCAGCAUCUCUGAAGAGAUGACGUUUCGGGUCGAGACCCUUCUUCACACCUGACAUAAAAUGAGUUAAGCAUGGAGGAACGUUUGAAAAUCUGAACAGCCUUUGUCAACUCAAACUGCAAAAUCAGAUUUAACCUAUAGAGGGAACUGCUGUGAAACAAAGAGACAUAUUCUGCAUCUCCGUUCAAUUUCCCGUCAUUCACAUUGCUCAAUGGAAGCAGUGACAGCGCGUGAAACCAAGUUUAAAAGUGCAAGUUUGAUAAAGCCAGGAGUAAAGCUGGCAGUCUCUGGGAAAUCUGGCAUACUUCACACCAUGUCAUGACAUAACAUUUUUAUAACAACUCAGAUGGAUACCCAAAGGAGACACAAGGAACUGCAGGUGCUGGAAUCUUAAACAAAACACAAGGUGCUGGAGCAACAAGGCAGGUCGGGCAGCAUCUGGGCAGGGAAUGGACAAGUGACUUCUCGAGUCAGGACCCUUUUUUAGAAGAAGGGUUCAACCCGAAAUGUUGCCCGUCCAUUCUCACCAAAAUUGCUGCCUGACCCGCUGCGUUCCUCCAGCACUUAGUGGUUUGCUUGAGUAUCCCAAAGAAUAUGUAUUCCAAAUAAAUCAUUCUCUGGACUUUAUUCCUGAUUUUUCGAGACCUCCAUGAUUACCAUGUUGCACAGAAGUCAUCAGAGAUCAUGGUUUGGUGAUAACCACAGAAAUACUAAAGAAUUUACUACUGAGAGGCACUAACCAGAGGCCUCAGCUGCAAACAGCCUGCAGUUCAUCCAGCCGUUCCUUGCUGUGGAAGUCUGAAGACCAAAUAGUGACGUGGGUACAGUUGGAGAAACAAGGAAUUACAGAUGCUGGGAUUACAGGGCUAGUCGAAGCAUCUGCAGCGUUGGAGCUCCCGACUAACCUCUCCCGAGACUGCGAGUCCUUGAUGGUAAGUCAGCAGGCCACGGUGGGAGUGAUCCCAGGCAGGGGAUCAGCUCCGAUGUUAAGUCCGCGCCCCGCGAUGGGGCUCAUGACAUUCCGAGUAGGCCUCCAGCUCUAGCGAUGGUAGGUCUCAGAGCCCGGAGAAUGUGAUCUGGAAAUUGAUCACAUCUCCGGGAAGGUAGGAACUUGUAAAAAAGUUUCCCCCUCCCCCCUCCCCCCGCAUAAAACAAACCGAAGUUACAUUAAAAACAAACAUUUAACAAACGCUAAAAAUAAAAAAAAUAUGAAAAACGAACAGACUGCCGCCAGGGCUGCCAUCUCCCCGGCGCGCCUGGUGGUCCUAUGCCAUCACAACGUGGGCCAAUUAGGGGGGUUUCAAGUGCGCUCUCUCGUAAUUUCGACCAAGUUAAAGGAGGUGCCAGACCAGUUGCUGGAAUAUCAGUGGUGGACCUGUGGGGAAAUGCAGCUGAGUAAUUGGAAGUAUAGGAUAUUAGUAGCUAAUGACCUGAGCUAAUGGAACAGGCAAGCCCACUGUACCAAAGGAUUCCAACCCCUGCAACAUGAGAGCCAGUUGUCUUUACUGUAAUGAUUUUCAAAGUAAUAUUAUCAAGCAAAGGUAGACAAAAAUUGCUGGAGAAACUCAGCGGGUGAGGCAGCAUCGUUGGAGCGAAGGAAAUAGGCGACGUUUUGGGUCGAGACCCUUCUUCAGACAUUUUUGUCUACCUUCGAUUUUCCAGCAUCUGCAGUUCCUUAAACAUUAUCAAGCAAAGGUUGUUCUCUACCCUCCUAACGUCAGUGCCCAUGUUGCUCAGCACAAGAGGAAGCAUGAAGUGACGACUGCAUUUGUACCAUCGUUUUAAUCUAAUUGCCCAUCCAUCUGUAGCUUUAUUUCAACGGAGAUCAAUUUCCAAGUCGUGUGCAGGAGACGGCUUUUAAUGCUUUGUGGAUCUGAUGGCUACUGUUCUUGAAAUGGGAUAAAAUGACAAUAAAGAUUCUGAUUCAUGUUUA